GUUGGCAGCAGGCGAGCCAACACAAGAGGUGCAGACAGAGGAUUUUCUUCUUCUCAGAAGCUGGAGUGUAAUCUGGUUGGAUGGCAGAGGGCGGUGUAGGUGCAUGCCCCCAGUUGUUUGUGGUGGACACGCAGACGAGCUACAUCUCCGUGCCCAGCGGGAAGGGGUCGAGAUGGGCCGGAGUUGGCCAAAAGUUCCUUCUGCUGCUCGUGGGACUCACUCUAUUGGGACUUGUUGUUGAGGGAUUUUUCCUCUACAGACUAUACAAAAAAACGGAGGAGUUGUCCCUCUGUAAAUAUCAUCCUCUCUGCCAGAACCUGUCCCAUCCCCAAACAUCUGGCCAGGAGGGUGGCACCAUAUUGAGUCUAGUGGGACAUAAAGAAUCAAAUGAUAUUCCCACAGUGCCACAACAUCAGGAUGAGGUCCAACAGAGGCCGUUUGCUCAACUGAUAGGCGCCAUCACUCCUGUGGGGGAGAACAACAUGGUACUGUGGGAAAAUAUCGAUGGCGAAACCGUCACCCACCACAUGGGCUACGCCAAGGGUCAGUUGUUGGUGGAGGAGGAUGGUUACUACUACCUCUACUCCAAAGUGACGAUACAUGCUGAUAAGCCGCGUUUGCUCAUCCAGCACAAGGUCAUGAAAGACACCAGUUCCUACGACAAUUCUAUAGAACUGAUGAGAUCAAAAAGUUCCCGCCACCAGACCAGUACAAAGGCUUCAGACAAGGGGGAUCUGUGGAGCAGUUUUCUGGCUGGGAUCUUCCACCUGCAGAGUGGAGAUAAAAUCUUUGUCACGUUGGAGAGUAUAGACAACAUGCGUCCAGGACCUACUGACAAUCUCAUGGGGGCCUUUAUGAUAUUUCCAGGCAAAAUUCUGCAGCAUCACCUCUCUCCAACAUUGUGAUCAGAUUGUAAACGUCUCUGUGUUAUGUAAUUUACACUAUUUGUUGUUGUGGAUUUUGCAUAUCUAAUAUAUACACUAUAUAUAUAAUAUAAAGUAUGCCAUCCUCAAUUAAUGUAUUUGAAUCCCUUAUGAAAAAGCAUAUUACAAAAAAGGUAUCUGAUAUUCAGAUGAUAUACUCCGACAAUGUUGCAUAUUGUGUUGUUGUGUGAAUAAAAUACGGUUUUCUGAGGUGA
Molecule: messenger RNA, 1138 nt
Organism: Pseudoliparis swirei
Lineage: Eukaryota; Metazoa; Chordata; Actinopteri; Perciformes; Liparidae
Gene: tnfsf14b
Product: tumor necrosis factor ligand superfamily member 14
Exons: 7
Coding region: 81-905 (274 amino acids)
Biological process (GO): immune response
Cellular component (GO): membrane
Molecular function (GO): tumor necrosis factor receptor binding
Source: RefSeq, a predicted model, not a curated record